UGUGGACGAAGAGGCGACUUGUCGUCUGGGCUCGAGCAUCUCCACACGGAGACUGACCGGUGUCGGCCUCCUCUCCGCUGAGAGGACUUCGCGAGCGCUCGCUGGACCGCUCCCGACCCGCCUGGGAACCCCGCCCCCCGCACCGCUUCGCCAGCCGAUGGCGCGCGUGAGUUCGGAGCGAUGGGUGGAGCACAAGAUGGGCCGCAGCGGGCCGCGGCGACCCUCGUUGAUGGACAAUGCUUAUUCGACCAAACACGCACCUUUAACGCCCGGAGAAGUGGAGAUCGACCUCGAAGAGAAGAAGCCACAAGUGCAUCAGAAACAGGCGCCGUCGCCCGGAGCCGUGCGCGGCCCGUCCACGCGGGAGCGGGAGCAGCGCGCGGUGAAGUUUACGUCGGAGCCCGCAGCCGCGCUGAAGCUGAUUGACACCGAGAAGCGAGGCUGUGGCACAUGCCUGGCGCCCCUGCCCUACCGCGCACAGGAUCCGAUCGACUCGCAGAUGAUGAAUCCCUUCGCCAAGCCCUGGAGUCCGCAGGUCGGCCAGUGCAAUCCUUGCAUCGGAGUGAUCCAACAACCCAUGCAGCAGAUGCCGCAGCCCAUGCAACAACCCAUGCCACAGAUCCAACAGGGAAUGCCACAGCAGCCGAUGCUGGGACAGCCCAUGAACCAGCCCAUGGGCCAGCAGCCAAUGUAUCCACAGUCGAUGCCGCAGAUGGGGCAAAGCAUGCCACAAGGGGCCGUUCCUUGCUUCUACGCCACCCCGAUCCAAGUGGCCGCUCCUUACACCACCAUGGCGCCCUACCAGCCGCCCCAUGGGCAAGUCUCGAUGGUCAUGGUACAAAACCCUGGCUCAUCACCGGCACAGGCCGAGGUUGGGCCUGUGGGCCCCAUCGCGCCGUCGCCCUUGGCGCCCAUCGGCCCGGGCCCCAUCGCGCCCUCGCCGCCCUUGGCGCCUAUCGGCCCGGUGGGACCGCAGCACCAUGGCGCAGGGCCUCCGGUGCAUGGAACGGGGCCCGCGCAGGGCGAGCCGCCGCUGGGGUCGUCGGAGCUGCCGUCCAAGGGGUCGGCGCUCCAUGCGUUUCGGGCGUGCAAACCAUGUGCCUUCUUCUAUCAGGAAGGCUGCUCCAACAAGGAGCAGUGCGCCUUCUGCCACCUCUGCGAGCCGGGCGAGCGGAAGCGCCGCAAGAAGGAGCGCCGCAUGGCUCGGCGUGAGGCGCAGGAGGGAUGAGACGCUCAACCCGCGGGCAAGGUCUCGAUCCGUCUCAACCGAGAGGAAAACUCUCUCGGGGAGCCGCCGAAGUGAGGUCAGUGUGUUCUUUUUUUCGUUUUUGUUUUUCUAUUGUUCAGG
Durusdinium trenchii is the source of this 1348-nucleotide messenger RNA. Lineage: Eukaryota; Dinophyceae; Suessiales; Symbiodiniaceae. The record is from the annotation of a GenBank genome assembly.